This is a messenger RNA of Scleropages formosus (Asian bonytongue), 2160 nucleotides long. Its product is annotated as 4F2 cell-surface antigen heavy chain-like. Lineage: Eukaryota; Metazoa; Chordata; Actinopteri; Osteoglossiformes; Osteoglossidae. Gene Ontology annotation, biological process: L-leucine import across plasma membrane; phenylalanine transport; carbohydrate metabolic process. Gene Ontology annotation, cellular component: apical plasma membrane; basolateral plasma membrane. Gene Ontology annotation, molecular function: L-alanine transmembrane transporter activity; L-leucine transmembrane transporter activity; aromatic amino acid transmembrane transporter activity. The coding region runs from base 218 to 1762 and encodes 514 amino acids. The transcript is spliced from 9 exons. The record is from RefSeq and is a predicted model, not a curated record.
UUUGGUGCGGUGUCAUCGAGAACAUGGCGUGAACGUUAAGCGUGGCCACCUUAAGCGAAGACUCCGGUCGAAGGCUACGAGAUAAACUAGCGUUAUAAGCCGAGUGGAACGCGCGCUAGUUUACUGACACUUCGAGAAACCUGCACACUGACGGCUUUCCGUUAAGACUGACUGACUCGUGAUAACUUCGCCGGUGAUUAAAAUAGCUCAACACAAAAUGAAUAAGGACACAGAAGUGGACAUGAAGGAAGUAGAACUUAAUGAGCUGGACCUGGAGAAGCAGCCGAUGACUGGCGGAGAGCCAGGAAAUUCACCCCUUGGCACGGAGAAGAAUGGCUGUGUCAAGGUGAAGGUGCCAGAGGAGUCUGAUUUCAAGUUCACCGGCCUCUCGAAGGAGGAACUGAUGAAGGUUGCUGGGACACCAGGAUGGGUCAGAAUACGCUGGGUCUUGCUGGUUCUCUUCUGGCUUGGCUGGGUUGGAAUGCUGGCUGGGGCCAUUGUCAUCAUUGUCCAAGCCCCCCGGUGCAAGCCCCUCCCUGAGAUGAACUGGUGGAACAGUGGGCCUCUGUACCAGAUACAGGAUGUAGAUGCAUUCGUGGAAAACGACGGCCUGAAAGGACUAGUGGAGAAAAUUGAGAGUCUGAACCAGCUGAAGGUGAAAGGCUUGGUCGUGGGACCCCUCCACACAGUCCAGAAGGAUGUGCCUACCAUGUUAGACUUUACCAAAUUCAACCCAGAUGUGGGGACCAAGGAGGACUUUGAGAACCUGCUAGACAAGGCUCACAAGAAAGGCCUUUCAGUGGUCGUGGACAUGACCCCUAACUUCAAUGGACAGAAUCUCUGGUUUGGGAACGCCGAAGUGAUCAGCACUAUGGAAAAACUCAAGCGUGCCCUGCCUCUCUGGAUUGAUAUCGGAGUGGAUGGGUUUCAGUUGGCUGGCAUUGAUGAAGUGCUUGAGACUGCUCCAGGUGAAUGGUCCAGCCUGAGAGAGAUGAUUCAGGCAAACAGAACUGAAGGCACAAAGAAAAGAGCCCUAAUCGGUGUAACUGAGAAGACGUCCGCCACAGAAGUGUCCACGCUCCUUAACACCUCCGGAGUGGAUCUGCUGCUUUCCGGGGUCCUGGAGCCAAAUGCCACUGGCACCGAGAGAGCCAAGGCCAUUCAGUACCUCUACUCAUCCCAGAACCAGACCAGCCUGGCCUGGAGUGUGGGUGACAGCACCAAGAAGCACCUGGCCACCCUCGUUGGCUCAAAGCUAGUGAAACUCUACCAGUUGCUUGUGUUCUCUCUGCCAGGCACACCUGUGUUCAGCUACGGGGAUGAGAUUUGUCUGGAGCAGCAGAAUGGCACAACAUUCCCCAAGAUGGUUUGGGACUUAGAAAAAGGUGCAGAUGAGAAGGAUGAGACUUUGAAGAUGGUGGGUGAGCAACAGCGGUCCUGUCGCUCCUUCUUUAAGACCCUCAGUGACUGGCGAGGAAAGGAGCGCUCCCUACAGCACGGUGACUUCCUGCUGCUCCACAACAGCACUUCCUCACUGGCCUUCUUGCGGGAGUGGGACCAGAGCGAACGCUACCUUGCCGUACUCAACUGGGGGUCCAGUCCUGUCAAGUUUCAGCUGAACCAUGAAAGCCUUCCAGAACAGGUCACUGUGCUGCUGAGCACUGACCCUGCCAAGCAUGCUCCAGAGGGUGCUGUGGAUCUGAAGAAGCUGGAGCUCGAGUCGGGGCAGGCUGUGUUACUGCGCUUCCCGUACAGCGCAUAGAGGCUCUGCCACCUGCUCGUCCGCUACCUAACAGUAGAAGUUCACAGCACUCAUCAGUAGAUACUUUUCUGUAUUUAGUUGUUGAUUAAACCUGGAGUAAUCUGGGUUGGUGGAUUUACAGUAAAAAAAAGAAUUUAUAACACUUACCGUCUAGACAUACACUGACCUUUACUUAGGCCAAAAGCAAUUUACAGAUUUACUGUCCCUCCACAUUAUCAGUCACUAUCUGAUUCCAGACAUUUCAGAAGAGAAGAAACGAAUACCUUGUGGGAACAGAAUAUCCCAAAUUUGUCCUAUUUAAGUAUGUUUCUGAGCAAGAUGCAAAAUGUUUGUCAAUCAUCUUUUGGUCAUUGACAGUAGAAAAAGGAAAGAAAAUAAAACUGAAAUAUUGAAAGUGA